GAAACCGAACGCUGAAAGAAAGUUAAAAUAACUGAGGCACCACUAAGCCAAGGGGGGCUGAUUGCAGAAGAGGGUAAACAAUUACUGAGACGCUAGAAGACCACUGCUGGAUGUAAGGGGACGAAAUGGCUUUGAUCUCCGCCUGGCCCCUCAUUUCUCCUAUAUUAUUAUUUUUGAGAUGCUUCUCCUCCAGCACAGCCUCGAGUGAGGGAGGCGUUUUCCAAUUUGACAUUGAAGGUAGCUCAGCGGUCAGCACGCAAGAAGCCACUGUUAUCAGAGGGCAGCAGCAGGCAGUAGCUACUGGAAGUUGGGUGCCUUUCGCUGAGGGAUGCCAAGAAGGAUUUUACCAUACCAGCUCAGGAAAAUGCUCUCCUUGCAACUGUAACGGUAAUGCAAAUAGAUGCCUCGAUGGAUCUGGAAUCUGUGUGGACUGCCAGAGAAACACAACAGGAGAGCACUGUGAGCAAUGUCCGGAUGGCUUCAUUGGUGACGUCGUCAGAGGAGUGCCCACGUUCUGCCAGCCCUGCCCCUGCCCCCUGCCAGCACUUGCCAACUUUGCAGUCUCCUGUUACAGAAAAGGCGGAAGCGUGCGCUGUGUCUGUAAGGAAAACUAUGCAGGACCCAACUGUGAAAGGUGUGCCCCUGGUUACUAUGGAAACCCUUUGCUAAUUGGAAGCACUUGUAAAAAAUGCGACUGCAGUGGCAACUCAGACCCAAACCUGAUUUUUGAAGACUGCGAUGAAGUGACUGGCCAGUGCCGCAACUGCCUGCGCAACACCACUGGGUUCAAGUGCGAGCGAUGCGCUCCGGGUUACUAUGGGGAUGCAAGAUUCGCUAAAAACUGUACAGAAUGUAACUGUGGCGGAAGAAUGUGUGACAGCCAGACUGGGGAAUGCCUCGCUGACAGUCCUGAGGUUUCUACCGGCACAGACUGCCCAACCAUCAGCUGUGACAAAUGUAUUUGGGAUUUGACAGACGACAUCCGAUUAGCAGUUCUGGCUAUUGAUGAAAGCAAAUCAACUUUACUGAGCAUUUCUACAGGUGUUGCAGCUCAAAAGCGCUUGAAUGACCUGAACCUCACUGCUACCCAUCUCCAGGAGGCAAUGUCCAAAAAAAAGAAUCAUGCUGUGCUUUGGACCAUGCAAGUCGAUGAUGCUGCAGAUGAAAUGAAUGAUCUCCUGAGAGAGGCAGCAACACUUGAUGAACAG
Messenger RNA from Eurypyga helias (sunbittern), 1208 nucleotides. Its product is annotated as laminin subunit alpha-4-like. The annotation marks the transcript as partial. The transcript has 8 exons. Lineage: Eukaryota; Metazoa; Chordata; Aves; Eurypygiformes; Eurypygidae. The record is from RefSeq and is a predicted model, not a curated record. Gene Ontology annotation, biological process: basement membrane assembly; substrate adhesion-dependent cell spreading; cell migration. Gene Ontology annotation, cellular component: laminin trimer. Gene Ontology annotation, molecular function: integrin binding; extracellular matrix structural constituent.